This is a messenger RNA of Aspergillus sclerotioniger CBS 115572, 756 nucleotides long. Its product is annotated as mediator of RNA polymerase II transcription subunit 31. Gene Ontology annotation, molecular function: transcription coregulator activity. Gene Ontology annotation, biological process: regulation of transcription by RNA polymerase II. The record is from RefSeq and is a predicted model, not a curated record. Gene Ontology annotation, cellular component: core mediator complex; mediator complex. Bases 197 to 652 code for a protein of 151 amino acids. NCBI's taxonomy places the organism in Eukaryota, Fungi, Ascomycota, Eurotiomycetes, Eurotiales, Aspergillaceae. The transcript has a single exon.
UCAUGAUAAUAAUGGAGCUACCGACGGGGCGGGAGGUGCAUCGUGAGUUGGUCUUGGCAACCUCUGGCAGAUCGCGCCGUCUGUCUUGAUUUCUCCGACUCACGCCAACAUAAACCUCACCAACCAUUCAUUGCUCCUACAGCUCAGUCGCACCCCUCUGGUAACCAAGUCCUUCCAACGGCCUCUUCUGCGCGUCAUGGAACCACUACCUUCCUCCGACCAACCGCAGCAGCCUCCGCCUCCGACUCUCACGAACCCGCGCUUUACCCUCGAGCUAGAAUUCGUCUCCUCGCUCGCUAAUCCCUACUACCUGUCCCACCUCGCCGUGACAUACCCGAAUCUGCUGGGGAUCAACAAAUCCGGUGAUGAUAGCGAUGUAAACAAUGAGUCCGUGGACCCUGACGCCAAAACAUUUGCAGCCUAUCUUGCCUACCUCUACUCCUACUGGAAGACGCCUGAAUAUGCCCAAUUCCUGACUCAUCCCGGUGCAACCCUGCGUGCGCUACGACUGCUCCAGGAGGAGACCUUCCGUCGCGACAUUAUUCGCCCCGACGUCAUUGAGAUGCUAGCGGGGACUGGUAUCAUCAGCGAUCAAGGCGACACAUCUGCGGAGACCGAAGAACAGGAGGGAGAACAAGCCAAGACAAGCUAGAGAUCUCCUAUUGAUACUGGAAAUAGCGGAUGAACCGUGCUGUGCGUUGGGUGGUCGAGGAAUGGUCCAAUCCCUUUCAGGGACAUCAUGUUCGAGCCUCUGCC